AUGUUCUCCAAGACCAUCAUCCUCGCUCUCUUCGCCUCUUCGGCCGCCUUCGCCGCCUCCAUCCAGCAGAGGCAGCUCAACCCCAGUGUUCAGCUCUGCUCCAACAAGGACUUCAACGACUGCGACAAUAAAGCAGAGGCUUCCGGAAGACUGAACGACAAGGUCAGCUCGCUCAAGGCAAACGGCCACAACUGCAUCUUUUACAAGUAA
Molecule: messenger RNA, 210 nt
Organism: Alternaria conjuncta
Lineage: Eukaryota; Fungi; Ascomycota; Dothideomycetes; Pleosporales; Pleosporaceae
Exons: 2
Coding region: 1-210 (69 amino acids)
Source: RefSeq, a predicted model, not a curated record